Homalodisca vitripennis (glassy-winged sharpshooter) is the source of this 4098-nucleotide messenger RNA. RefSeq names its product nucleolysin TIAR (gene Rox8). The record is from RefSeq and is a predicted model, not a curated record. Lineage: Eukaryota; Metazoa; Arthropoda; Insecta; Hemiptera; Cicadellidae. The coding region runs from base 177 to 1379 and encodes 400 amino acids. Gene Ontology annotation, molecular function: RNA binding. The transcript is spliced from 2 exons.
UUACUUCUCUAGUUCUCUACUGAAUUUGUUAGGGUUGCAGUUGUGUAUGUCGUGUUCUUUAUAGGUUUGAUGAUUAAUUCGUUAAAUAAGUUUUGUAAUUGUGUGUGAGUGUAGUUUUACUAGACAUUUAAUUAGUUUAAAUAUUAGUAUUUGAACAAUUUAACCAAGUGUUAGCGAUGAGUGAAGAAAGCCAUCCCAGAACAUUGUAUGUCGGAAAUUUGGAUGCCACAGUGUCGGAAGAUCUUUUAUGUGCGUUAUUUUCACAAAUUGGUCAAGUAAAAGGAUGUAAGGUAAUUAGAGAGCCGGGAAAUGAUCCUUAUGCGUUUCUUGAGUUUACAAACCAUCAAGGGGCAGCUACAGCUCUUGCAGCUAUGAAUAAACGCGUAUUUCUUGACAAAGAGAUGAAGGUUAACUGGGCAACAUCACCUGGGAAUCAUCCUAAACAAGAUACUAGUAAUCAUUACCAUAUAUUUGUUGGUGAUCUCAGUCCUGAGAUUGAAACACAAACCCUAAAAGAUGCUUUUGCUCCCUUUGGUGAAAUUUCUAAUUGUAGGAUUGUUCGUGACCCCCAAACAUUAAAAUCAAAGGGUUAUGCUUUUGUAUCAUUUGUCAAAAAAGCUGAGGCUGAAAAUGCUAUUACAGCAAUGAAUGGUCAAUGGCUUGGUAGCCGUAGUAUCAGAACUAAUUGGUCAACCAGAAAACCACCACCACCAAGAAACGACAGAGUAAGACAAAACAGUAAUAAUAAGCAGCCAACAUUUGAUGAAGUUUAUAAUCAGUCCAGUCCUACAAACUGCACAGUUUACUGUGGAGGUUUCACAAAUGGUAUCACGGAUGAAUUGAUACAAAAGAUCUUUUCCCCUUUUGGAACAAUACAAGAUAUACGAGCCUUCAAAGAUAAAGGAUAUGCAUUUAUUAAAUUUUCAACAAAAGAAGCUGCAACACAUGCAAUUGAAGGAAUUCAUAACAAGGAAAUCAAUGGGCAAAUAGUAAAAUGUUUUUGGGGUAAAGAAUCUGGUGACCCAAAUGCUGUUAAUUCUGGUAACAUGAAUUCAAACAAUACUAAUCAGUCAGCGGCUGCUGCACAAUAUCCAUACGUAUAUGGUCAACAGAUGAGUUACUGGUAUCCACAGGCGUAUGCCGCCUCUGCUCAGAUGCAGGGUCAAUACUUACAAGGCAUGCAGCCGAACUACUAUGGUCAGUUUGGUUACCAACAAGGCUAUGUUGGAAGGAUGGGGAUGCAAGUACCAACCGCAGCUUGGCAAGGAGUUCCAGCUCCAGUACCUGCACAACAAAUGGCAGUUGCUGCCCAAGGAGCUGCUAUGCAACAGCCAGGAACCAUGAUGGCCUAUACAAUGCCACAGUUUCAAACACAGUGACGUGUUUUAAUUUAUUGUAAAUAUGAACAGACUAUCUCGAUUCACAUAUACCUUAGUACCAGAGUGUUGUUGUGUUUUUUAUGUGACUGACUGGAAACCAAAAUUAUUUACUAAUCAGAAUAGCCUAUUUAGAUUAGGCAGUUUAAUAGAGAUCGUGAUUACUUGGAAAAACAUAAUGUUUCAGUAUACUGUGACUGCAGUAUUUCAAGAUUACCACCGAACCACACAGAGUAACCUGUACAGAACCGAAGGAAGCAGUACCGCACUUCUGAAACUAUGUUCAAGUCUCCAAUUGAGUCACAUUACUUUUGUACAAAUGAUUAUGAAUUAAUUUGAAUCCAACAUACCAUUUCAUACUAUUGUCUUUUACAAACCCAUAUUGACUCAAACCGAAAAUGAAAAUUCACCUGUAUAAGUGUAUGACAUUCAUUCCUCAUGUAAAUAUAUGUAUUGUGAAAUUAAAUUGGAACAAAUAUUUCAAUAAGCAAGAAUAUUUAAUUGCAUUGUGUAUAUAUAUAAUUCUUAAAAUUAUUUUCAGUGAAGUCACUAAAACCUUUUUUUCCUAUUAUUAUCAUGUUGGUAUUUUAUGUCAAUCGAAUAAAAAAAUGUGAAUAUCAAUUAUUAUUAAUUAGCAUUCCAAAGUUGUAACAAAAAUUGAUCUUCAGUUUUUUCUGGUAUGUAGUGUGUAUUAUAUAUAAAUUUAUUGUAUAGUUAAAAGAUUAAAAGUACCAUUAAUUUUUUCUGUUUUAGCCUCUCUGAUAAUAUUUAUAUUUUUUACAAAUGAACUAUUUAUUGUGUUGUAAAUACUCGUAUUUAAAUUUUGCUGUGUAGAAGUACUCCCUGAAGCCAUUAAAACUAAAUCCAAAAUCAAGCAAUAUAACAAAUAUUCUAAUGAAUUGUCAACAAUUCACUGUUGAACUUGGUAUUAUCUAAGUUAAAACAAGACUUAAUUACAGUUUUACUUUAUCACAGAGUUACAAUAGUAGUUGAUUAUUGUUUACUAAAUCAACCAAUCAACAUUGUACUAUAUAUUUUUGUUAUCUAGGUAGGUAGAAUAAAUUUUAUAUUGUAGUGAUAAAAUGGAAAACUUAGCUGAUACAUAAUUUAAUACACUCUGGUACCACGACUCGUGGAAUAUGGUGAUAUCGUGUUAAUUAUUAAGUAAUAUAUAACAAGACAUAUGGUAAUACAGAAACACUGUGAUUGGGUUGAACAUUAAAAUAGGAUACUUAGAUCUAUAGGGAUACAAUUGAGGGAUAAAGUUUCAAACAAUAAGCUGUGUUAAUGUUCUGUUUGGAUGGAUUUGGAUGUUACGAUGUAACAUAAUAGUAGAGUAGUCUUCAUUGAGUAGUAUACUAGAAGGUUUUGUUACUAUUUAUAGCGUUUUUGUGCAAUAACCAGUCGUAUAUCGUAAUAUCUCCUCGUACAAUUCAAGUCUUUAAAAACACAAGAUUUAUAUAAUAUUAUUUACUUAUGUAAUAAACUUUAAAAUUCACAUAAAAUAAAUAAAAUUAAAACUUAAUAUUUAUUAAUUUGUGUAAAUUCUAAAUCUAGUUUCUUGAAAACAUGGAAGAUGUUAAAUGAUAAUUUUUUCCAUUAAUGAUUAAUAUAAAGCCUUGCUCAACAAAUAUACAUAUAAAAGGCAUGUUGAAAUAAAAAUUUUAUCUACUUUAUAGUUUAAAUUGUAAUUAAUUAUUAAUUUUAUGAAACCUUGCUCAGCAAUUACAUAUAUUGAUGUGGAAUAUAAUUUGUAUCAUAACAAUUUACAGGAAAAAAAAUUGACAUCAAUUGUUUACCUGCUUGAAAUUUGUUUAAAUAUUUUAAAAGUGAACAAUAAUUUUUAGAAAGUUGCACAUAUUUAACAGUUUUAACUAUGUUUUAUAAUUUUCCACGUUAAAUUAUUAUGAUUUCAUUGUUUUGUAUAACACUAUUGACUUAAAAUUAUCUGCAAGUUAGAAUUUUAUUUAUUUUUAUUUUUUUGCUAGAAAUAUGGCAAUGAAAACAUUAUCUAAUUUGAAAUAAUAGGGCAGAAUAACAUAGUUUUUAUAAAUAUUAAGAGUUUAUACUUACAAUAAUAAAAUAUCUAAAAAAAUAAGCAUUUAUAUAGUAUAACUUUACUUAUAAACUAUAUGCAUCCUGAAAAUGUAUGUUCUUUUAUUAUGUAAAUCAUAAUUUAAAGACUUGGAAAGAGAUUCAUUUGAUCAGAACAUUUACUGAUGCUACAACCCAUUGCUGAGUGAUAGCGCCCUCUCCCAAACACCUCAGGUUAAGUUUGUGAUAAAGGGGUAACAUAUGGGCUGUCUUAACAUGUUUAUUUAUUAUCUUUAAUUGGUUUAUUGAAAUCAAAACUAAGAUUUAAUCUCUCUUAGACUAAAUCUCUCUCUCUCUUGAGAUUAAUUACAGAAAUAUACAUGAAAUAAAUAGACUAGGUUGUCUCUAAAUUCUCCUUUUUACACAUUGUGUACUUAAUUUUCAGGAUAAAUUUUAUUUGUAAAAAUAUUGAAUCUGUAAGUGAGUUUUAUUUUCUGUAUAUUUUGUUCUGUUAAUAUUAAAUGGCUGGACAAUCAGUCAGUCAAUGACAGCCAGAUGAAAGCCCAUUGGAAAAGUCUGAUAAGUGUGUCAACAUUAUUGUUGUCUACAGUCACUUUAGAAAUGGAAGUAUGUAACAAAAUUGUACUGUUCAGAUUUUAUAUAAAAAUAAAAUGGCAAAGAAAGUAAA